GGAAGAAGAUGGAACAUAGAGCAUUGGCGGCUUAUAGCAUUGAAGAAGGCAUAACAGUUACUACACGUACCCCUCCUUCUCUCUGUAACGUGUCCUCUCAAAUCGGGUCCUAUCUUCCAUGCGAAUCCGUUCCUCAUUCUUCUCUAUCUUCCUCCUUUCCUCAUCCUCUUCUCCUUCCUCCUCCUUCUUCUCCUCUCGUUUCUCCUCUCUCUCCGCUAUGUCUCCAGGCGCUAAUGGUGAUUUCAAAUCUAGGGUUACGGUCGUGGGCAGUGGCAACUGGGGAAGCGUUGCUGCUAAGCUCAUCGCUUCCAAUGCCCUCAAGCUUCCUUCUUUCCAUGAUGAAGUUAGGAUGUGGGUGUUUGAGGAAGUUCUGCCAAAUGGUGAGAAGCUCACUGAUGUAAUCAACAAGACCAAUGAAAACGUCAAGUAUCUCCCUGGGAUUAAGUUAGGAAGAAAUGUCGUUGCAGAUCCUGACCUUGAAAAUGCAGUGAAGGAAGCAAACAUGUUGGUUUUUGUUACGCCGCAUCAGUUCAUGGGUGGUAUAUGCAAGAAGCUUAAGGGAAAGGUAACAGGAGAGGUUGAGGCUAUAUCUCUCGUUAAAGGGAUGGAAGUGAAGAAGGAAGGCCCCUGCAUGAUCUCUAGUCUCAUCUCCAAGGAACUUGGUAUCAACUCUUGUGUUCUUAUGGGCGCAAACAUCGCCAACGAGAUUGCUGUGGAGAAGUUUAGCGAAGCAACGGUUGGAUAUAGAGAGAGUCGAGAAAUAGCUGACACUUGGGUUCAGUUGUUUAGUACUCCCUAUUUUAUGGUCACACCGGUUCAUGAUGUUGAAGGAGUAGAGUUGUGUGGGACCUUGAAGAAUGUAGUGGCUAUUGCAGCGGGUUUCGUUGAUGGUUUGGAUAUGGGUAAUAACACAAAGGCUGCAAUCAUGAGGAUUGGUUUACGAGAGAUGAGAGCACUCUCGAAGCUUCUUUUUCCAUCUGUCAAAGACAGUACUUUCUUUGAGAGCUGUGGUGUAGCAGAUGUCAUAACAACUUGCUGUAAGGAGGACUACGAGUUAUCUUUUUGCUUUCUUUUGUCCAUUGUAAAAGUGAUUGCUCUUUUGACUAUUACAGUAGGAGGAAGAAACCGAAGAGUUGCAGAAGCAUUUGCCCAAAGUGGAGGAAAAAGGUCUUUUGAUGAGCUUGAAGCAAAGAUGCUACAAGGGCAAAAGCUACAGGGUGUUUCCACGGCAAGAGAGGUCUACGAGGUCUUGAACCACUGUGGAUGGCUGGAGAUGUUUCCACUGUUUUCAACGGUUCACCAAAUCUGCACAGGUCGUCUUAAACCUGAAGCCAUUGUUCAUUACCGUGACCACAAAGCCUGAUCUCUCAUGAUGGUCCCAUUCAUCUGCAAAAAAUGUUUCUGUGUUGAUGUAGAAGUUUAACGUUUUUGUUUCUUUGAGAAUGUUUACUGGUGAGUUGGACCUUCUAACUGGUUUAGAGGGUCCGGUUUAUUCAGUCUUUGGUCCAGUUCAAAUUUAAUUUCCUUGGAUCGAACACAGUCAUGUGUUCAAUGUUGUAAUCACUGAGUACUGGAUUCGUUUAUUAAAUUUGAAAGAUUCACGAACAA
Molecule: messenger RNA, 1608 nt
Organism: Brassica napus (rape)
Lineage: Eukaryota; Viridiplantae; Streptophyta; Magnoliopsida; Brassicales; Brassicaceae
Product: glycerol-3-phosphate dehydrogenase [NAD(+)] 1, chloroplastic
Exons: 9
Coding region: 119-1363 (414 amino acids)
Biological process (GO): carbohydrate metabolic process; glycerol-3-phosphate catabolic process
Cellular component (GO): cytosol; glycerol-3-phosphate dehydrogenase (FAD) complex
Molecular function (GO): protein homodimerization activity; NAD binding; glycerol-3-phosphate dehydrogenase [NAD(P)+] activity
Source: RefSeq, a predicted model, not a curated record